Aspergillus tanneri is the source of this 1740-nucleotide messenger RNA. Its product is annotated as SNARE domain protein. The transcript is spliced from 6 exons. The record is from RefSeq and is a predicted model, not a curated record. Gene Ontology annotation, cellular component: endomembrane system; membrane; SNARE complex. Gene Ontology annotation, molecular function: SNARE binding; SNAP receptor activity. The coding region runs from base 1 to 1740 and encodes 579 amino acids. Gene Ontology annotation, biological process: Golgi to vacuole transport; intracellular protein transport; vesicle fusion. NCBI's taxonomy places the organism in Eukaryota, Fungi, Ascomycota, Eurotiomycetes, Eurotiales, Aspergillaceae.
AUGCUACAAACGGCUGCUAAGCAGCUGAGGGCCCUGCCUUUAGGUCUCAUUGACGAUGUGCUCUUUCAAAUCAUAAUUAAUUGUGAAAUUGGUACAGUCUUGAACCUCUGUCUCCUAAACAAGGCUACCUAUGAGGUGAUAAAAAUCCUCGAGCCACAUAUUUGUGGAUGGUUCAUGCGUUCUCGUGGGAUCCUUGCAUUUGAUCCCAUUCUCACUCUGGAUCCGUGGACGGGUGAACAAAAUGCCAUGACAAUGUCCACACUUCGGAGAUUUCUUGACCGUCAAGAUAUCGCACAGAAGCUCGCCCGCUAUAUUGUUCCCUCUGUGUGGGGUUCAUUCUCGGAUAACGAGACACCGGUAAUAAACAUUGAUGCAGAAAUUCAACUCGCCCAACGGUUGGAGCGCGGACUUUAUGUGCUUUUUCACAUGUCAGAUAUUGCAUAUGAUACGACGAAGUUGAAACGGCGGAAGUCUUUAGCACCAGUGAUCACCGGACGACUGUUGGUGUUGACUAAUAUGCUUGACGAAUACCAUCUAUUUUCGCCACGCAAGCGAGAUGCGAUAUCUUUCGAAAAGCACGCCCAUCAUGUCCAAAGUGUCCUGAAGUAUGGCUAUAGAGAGGCCGACAUUGGUAGGGGACGGCUAAGAUUCAGAAGCUACCUUGAUACACAGACAGAGAUUGAUUUCCAUGCUACAUAUCGAAUGUUGCGGGAGCUAAUGGAACGAAUGCUUCUUCGACACGGUCCAAAGGACUGGCACCGAGACGCAAAUAAUGAAAAUAGUGUAAUCUCAUGGUUUCUUUUGAAACAGUCGCCACGGUCUCUGGCAAAGCUUUUCCUGGGUCCCCAAGACGACUGCUGCACCUUCGAAGCGAAGACAACGAAUUGCAGUAGAUGCCAGGGGUGUGACUGCAAGCGCCGUAUCAGGAGUUGGAGCGUGAAACCAGCAUUGAUUGAUGCUCGCGGGCGAGUCUUCAACCGUGCUGCAGAACGGUACCUGAAAAAGAUGUGGAAUCCUUUCCUCCAGGUUCAAGCAGACGUUCUCUCCACGCUGCAAACAACAAGACCUCUUUUCUCAUCAUAUCUUCGCAUUCGCUCCCUGGCCAAGUCUCCAUCAAACCCUGAGCUUCAGCAAUCCCGAACAGAACUUGAGACCACGUUGACAGACCUCAGUGCGGACCUUGACGAUCUAGUCGAAAGCGUUCGAGCAAUCGAGCAAGAUCCAUAUCGCUAUGGUCUGGAGCUGGAAGAGGUCCAGCGCCGACGAAAACUAGUGGAUGAUGUCGGGGCUGAGAUAGAGAAAAUGAGACAAGAGCUACAGAGGGCGGUCACGAACUCUGCAGCAAGUGAGACCGUGAAUUCAGUAUCUGGGCUUCCCAACCCUGCGGAAUUCGACACUGCUCUCUCUCCUUCUGAGGACAGAGAAGACUACUACGCUGCCAUGGAGCAGCAACGGCAGAUGGAGCUCAUGCAUGAACAAGACGAACAGCUAGAUGGAGUGUUCCGUACCGUGGGCAAUUUACGACAGCAGGCCAAUGACAUGGGAAGAGAACUGGAAGAACAAGCAGUUAUGAUUGGGGAAGUCGAUACGUUGGCUGACCGAGUGGGCGGCAAGUUACAGAGUGGGAUGUCGAAAAUCAAAUAUAUUGUGAGGAAAAACGAGGAUACGAUGUCCUCCUUUUGCAUCGCUGUGCUCAUAUUUGUGCUGGUCCUCCUGUUGAUUCUGGUCAUUGCGUUGUGA